AUGAUUAGGAAGGGGUGUAUCUACCAUCUGGUCCGGGUGACGGACACCACUUCAGAAGUGUCUGUCCCUAAGUCUGUGCCAGUCGUGAAUGAGUUUCUUGAAGUGUUUCCGGACAAGCUUCCAGGGAUCCCGCCAGAUAGGGAGAUUGAUUUCGGGAUUGAUGUAUUGCCAGAUACGCGAUCGAUAUCUAUUCCACCAUACAGAAUGGCGCCAACGGAGUUUAGGGAGUUAAAGGAACAGCUGAAGGAUUUAUUACAAAAGGGGUUCAUACGACCAAGUGUGUCAUCGUGGGGUGCCCCGGUUCUUUUUGUCAGAAAGAAGGAUGGCCGGGAGGAUCAUGCCGAUCACCUCAGGGCAGUUAUGCAGACCCUUUAUCAGCACCAGUUGUAUGCUAAAUUUUCAAAAUGUGAAUUUUGGUUGGAGUCCGUUACCUUUCUGGGCCAUGUUGAUUCCAGUGAAGGGAUUCAGGCGGAUCCCCAGAAGAUUGUAGUAGUAAAAGAUUGGCCUAGACCCACGACCCCGAUGGAGAUCCGUAGCUUCUUGGGUUUAGCAGGGUAUUAUCGAAGGUUUGUGGAGGGGUUCUCUACCCUCGCCUCCCCUUUGACUAAGUUGACGCAGAAACCAGUUAAGUUCAAAUGGUCCAAUGUUUGUGAGAAAAGUUUUCGGGAAUUGAAGUCGAGAUUGACCUCGACGACGAUAUUGACCUUGCCGGAAGGCACGGAAGGAUUUGUGGUUUAUUGUGAUGCCUCCAAGAAGGAGUUGAAUUUAAGGCAGCGGUGGUGGUUAGAAUUUAUCAAGGAUUAUGAUAUGGAUAUUUUAUACCACCCAAGGAAGGCAAAUGUGGUGGCCGACGCUCUUAGUCGGAAGUCCAUGGGUAGUUUGGCUCAUUUGGGAGCGGAUCAGAGGCCUUUGACUCGGGAGGUUUAUCAAUUGGCCAGUAUGGGGGUUCGUAUUUCGACCUCAGACGAGGGGAAGGUUAUGGUGCAUAAUGGAGCAGAAUCGUCACUGGUAGCGGAAGUCAAGGAAAACCAGCUCAUUGAUCCAGCAUUAGCACAGAUGAAGGAGGCAGUUUUGAGUAACAAGACUUCGACAUUUUCACUCGGUGGUUACGAUGGUGUAUUACGAUGUCAAGGUAGGCUAUGUGUUCCAGAUGUGGAUAAUCUUCGGGGGAGGGUAAUGGCGGAGGCUCAUAAUUCCAG
This is a messenger RNA of Nicotiana tabacum (common tobacco), 1199 nucleotides long. The record is from RefSeq and is a predicted model, not a curated record. Lineage: Eukaryota; Viridiplantae; Streptophyta; Magnoliopsida; Solanales; Solanaceae.